Schistosoma mattheei is the source of this 432-nucleotide messenger RNA. Lineage: Eukaryota; Metazoa; Platyhelminthes; Trematoda; Strigeidida; Schistosomatidae. The record is from the annotation of a GenBank genome assembly.
AUGAUUAAACUUUAUCAAAUUAAAUCAGUAGAACAAGCUAUACUACCACAAGAUAUGGUUCGAUUUAUUCGCAGUCAAGAUGAAGAUGGACGUAUACCAAUGUUUCAAGAACAAUCUACUUCAUCAUGGUCAUUACUAGAUUGGAUUAAAAAAUUCAAUAUACUAAACAACAAUAAUAAUAAUAUUAACAACAAUAUUUUUAAUCAUGAUUUCAUUCAUGAAAGUAUACUUUUACGUAUACAUAUUAUAGUACAACCUGAAUAUGCACAUUUCGAAGCUACUGUUAAAGUGAAUAUAACACAACAUUCAUUGAAUAAUUUUCAUGUAAUGGAUAUAAGUCGAAUUGAUCUCUAUGAACAACAUAAUUGGUGUUUAUCGGAUAAUGAGUGGGCAGAAACUAAACAAUAUUGUAUAUGUCAAAAAUACACUUAA